AUGGCCAUGGGGGGCAGUAUCCCGGACUACGUGGCCGUGGCCGUGCAGAAGAACAAGGUGAAGAUGGCCGGUAAGUAUAACAGCAUGGACUGUAUGAGGUGUUUUAUGCACAUGGUUGAGUAUUGCAUGGGCUUCACGCCUACGGAGUAUACCGAGGAGCUGCAUCAGUGGUUUCUGAAGCGGCGGUGUCGGAAGUGGGCACGCCAUGCUGCUGCGGAGCUCGCGUAUUUUGGCGUGGUUUCCUGCGACACAAUGACCACAGCAUUGGGUCGUAUGAGGAAGGCUCUCAACAGCACGUCUCAAGUGAGCGUCGCGACCAUGUAUGUAUUGUUCUGCGAGACGCGGCAGGCUAUCAACAGGUAUUCGUUGCAUGGUGUUUGGUAUCUCAUUGACGCGUAUGACACGAGCAAGUCUGUGCGGGCAAACGUUUCGCGUGUCCGGCCUGGGCUAGUAUCGACGCGUUGUCACGCAAUUCAGCUUUUGGAGGCGAUCCGCAGCUGUGUGGGAGUAUCGCUUGCUGUGCUGCGGACCUUGGGAGGUGGCGUAUCAGACGGCGGACCUUGCGAGGUGGCGUAUCAGCUCGGUCGCCGCCGUCUGUGUCCCAAGGUAGAAUCUGACGGUAUUCCAGAGCUCCGUGUGCUUGCGAGUUGUCUCAGCGUAUUGACACAGAAGGUGCAGACGUAUGCGAGGCAGCCUUCGCAGCAGUACCGCGGCUUGGUCAAGGCCGCCAAAGGUCUGGGUAUCAAGUACGGGAAGUCGCAUACGGUGAAGAAGCUCGCUCUGCUCGUGAAGCGAGGUAUGCUGCAGCCUUCAGGCACCGGUGCGUGCAAACGGACGUACCAGGAGCUGGUAUCCGCAGCGCACGCUCGCGGCGCCAGCGAGUAUCAAAGAAUUAAAGUGCAGGGAAGGUGGAUCACCAGACGUGUAUCCAAAGCCACGUUGGAAGCGCUGGUGGCUGAGCCCUAG
Messenger RNA from Prorocentrum cordatum, 966 nucleotides. Lineage: Eukaryota; Dinophyceae; Prorocentrales; Prorocentraceae. The record is from the annotation of a GenBank genome assembly.